UUUUCUUCGAGAUGUAACUGGUUAAAGUACUGAACCGAUUCCUGAGUCAGAGAUUUUUCUUCACUUCAUUUUCUCAGACUGACUUAAAAUAAACAAAAUUUAAAAUGUCAUGGGACACGCAGCUUUUUCAAGGUGCCCCUGAGCAAGGCAGUGACUUCUCCAGCUGCAGCAGAAAGAACCGGAUUACAGCUCAGCAUGAUCAUGGAUGCAAAGCAGGUACAAGCAGCGGGAACAUCAGCCGGAUAGCAGCAGAGAAAACGUCCCCAGAACGUCUCAAAAAACCCGCAACGUGUAACGCGCUACACGGAAGAAAAGAGGAAUCUGACUCCGUCAGCGGUGCUGCAGAUGGACUAACGCAGACUCAGCUCCCGCCUCCACCCUCCCCUCCACCCUCCAUCCAUCUCUCGCUCCUCACGGUCGCCACAUUCAACCAUCGCCGGCUGCGUCUCUUCCCGCAGAAAUUCCCAGAUUUCCUACAGCAGCGCUGCGGUAUUCCCGGGAUGAAACUGCGGGUUUUCCCGGCGGGUCGGGCCAGGAUCAUGGAUCUCUGGCUGAUCUUCGCCUUCCUCGGUCUGUGUUCAGCCAUCGGGCCCAGUAAACAGGAGGAGGAGGACUACGAGGAUGUGCCCAUCAAUAAGACCUGGGUCUUAUCUCCGAAGGUCUACGAGAGCGACGUGACUCUCAUCCUGAACAAACUGCUGCAGGGUUACGACAACAAGUUACGACCCGACAUUGGAGUGAGGCCAACAGUGAUUGAAACAGCUGUGUAUGUUAACAGCAUCGGACCAGUGGACCCCAUCAACAUGGAAUACACCAUUGACAUCUUCUUUGCUCAGACGUGGUACGAUAGCCGACUCAAGUUCAACAGCACAAUGAAACUGCUCAUGCUCAACAGUAACAUGGUAGGCAAAAUCUGGAUUCCCGACACCUUCUUUAGGAAUUCCCGAAAAUCAGACGCUCACUGGAUCACAACUCCCAACCGUCUCCUGAGGCUGUGGGGAAACGGUAGAGUCAUGUACACGCUGAGGUUGACUAUUAACGCGGAGUGUUACCUUAAGCUGCAUAACUUUCCAAUGGAUGAGCACUCGUGUCCGCUGGAGUUUUCAAGCUAUGGUUAUCCUAAGAACGAGAUCAUGUAUCGGUGGCAGAGACGAGCAGUGGAGGUGGCCGACCAGCGCUACUGGAGACUCUACCAGUUUGCGUUUGUAGGGAUGAGGAACACCUCGGAUGUGGCACACACACAGUCAGGAGAAUAUGUGAUCUUGACCAUCUUUUUUGACCUGAGUCGGAGGAUGGGCUACUUCACCAUCCAGACCUACAUUCCCUGCAGCAUGAUCGUGGUCUUGUCCUGGGUCUCCUUCUGGAUUAAUAAGGAUGCCGUCCCAGCUCGUACAUCUCUAGGCAUCACUACCGUGCUCACCAUGACAACCCUGAGCACCAUCUCCAGGAAGUCGCUGCCAAAGGUUUCUUACAUCACCGCCAUGGAUCUGUUUGUCUCUGUCUGCUUCAUCUUCACCUUUGCUGCUCUCAUGGAGUACGGCACUCUGCACUACUUCACCAGCAACCGGCAGUCCAAGAAGACCAAAACCAACGUUGCCGUGCAGCAGAAGGUUCCCAGCAUGGUGAACAUCCGGCCCGGCACGUCCCUGCUGCAGAUGAACAACAUCGCUCCCUACCAUGAAGAGGACGACUUCGCUUAUGAGUGCUUGGACGGAAAAGAUUGCGCCAGCUUCUUCUGCUGCUUCGACGACUGCCGUUCGGGGGCUUGGCGCGAGAACAGGAUGCACGUUCGAGUUUCCAAGAUCGAUUCUUACUCACGAAUAUUCUUCCCCACUGCUUUUGGCCUUUUCAACCUAGUUUAUUGGAUAGGUUAUCUGUAUUUAUAAAAGCUUAUAAAACAAACUGCUGGAGUUUGACGUCUGCAAACAUUCACAUGAACGAAGCUGAACCACCUUCAGUUUGCUGCAGAAAGACCUGACGCAGCAAAAGCUGUUUGCACACAUUAAAUUCCAGCCUGCAUACAGGAUAUAUCGCCAUGACAACCCAGAUGUUUUUUUACUCUUUGCCACCGUGCUAUUGAUGUGGUCAAUGUGCAGGAAGGAUGGAACUGGAACAUGGAGAAGAUCUAAACUCUAAACAGAGAAAACUGAAUAUUUAAAGAAGCUGCAGGAACUUUGUGUCACCCUCACACAAACAGGAUUCUUUAAACACCCGAUGACUUUCGUUUCCUCCGUUAGCAUCUGUCUGUGAGGUCAAACUGCUUAGAAACUGCAGCAUUAAAAGGUUUUAACUUUUGUCCAAACGUACGCGGUCAGGAUCUAACGGUUGGCUUUAUACUUUGGUGUGACUCUUCAUACCGAUGAAGGGAAGCCGUCACCGAUGCAGCAUCUCAUUUUCAGCUGGGAAUUCAAAGUUCCUGCCGGAAUCUUAUGUGUAUGAUAAGCACUGGAAAUAAACCCAAAUUGGGAUGUCUCAGUCUUACUGGCGGCCGUCUGUGAGCUGGGUCCUCAUUUCGUCCAUGCUUGACUUCAACUUUGCCCUCAUAAAAAAAACAGAUCGUUCCUUUAGAAAU
This is a messenger RNA of Melanotaenia boesemani (Boeseman's rainbowfish), 2572 nucleotides long. RefSeq names its product gamma-aminobutyric acid type A receptor subunit gamma1 (gene gabrg1). NCBI's taxonomy places the organism in Eukaryota, Metazoa, Chordata, Actinopteri, Atheriniformes, Melanotaeniidae. Gene Ontology annotation, molecular function: benzodiazepine receptor activity; GABA-A receptor activity; GABA-gated chloride ion channel activity. The record is from RefSeq and is a predicted model, not a curated record. Gene Ontology annotation, biological process: monoatomic ion transmembrane transport; regulation of postsynaptic membrane potential; nervous system process. The transcript has 9 exons. The coding region runs from base 105 to 1886 and encodes 593 amino acids. Gene Ontology annotation, cellular component: synapse; neuron projection; postsynapse.